Candidozyma auris is the source of this 1716-nucleotide messenger RNA. RefSeq names its product oligo-1,6-glucosidase IMA1 (gene MAL2). The coding region runs from base 1 to 1716 and encodes 571 amino acids. The transcript has a single exon. The record is from RefSeq and is a predicted model, not a curated record. Gene Ontology annotation, biological process: oligosaccharide catabolic process. Gene Ontology annotation, molecular function: alpha-amylase activity. NCBI's taxonomy places the organism in Eukaryota, Fungi, Ascomycota, Pichiomycetes, Serinales, Metschnikowiaceae.
AUGACAGUUACAUACACUUGGUGGAAGGAAGCCGCUAUUUACCAAAUCUGGCCCGCCUCGUAUAAAGAUUCCAACGGAGACGGCGUGGGUGAUUUGCCUGGCAUCAUCUCCAAGUUGGACUAUGUUAAGAGCUUGGGGGUAGAUAUUAUUUGGUUGUCUCCCAUGUACGAUUCGCCUCAAGACGAUAUGGGCUAUGAUAUCCUGGACUACGAAAAAGUCUACCCCAAAUAUGGCACCUUGGAGGACAUGGACAAGUUGAUCUCGGAGGUUCACUCCCGUGGGAUGAAGUUGAUUCUUGAUUUGGUCAUCAACCACACUUCUGACAAGCACAAGUGGUUUGAGGAGUCGAGGUCGUCCAAGACAAAUCCAAAGCGUGACUGGUAUAUUUGGAAACCACCUAGAAUCGAUGAGCAGGGCAACAGACACCCUCCUAACAAUUGGGGUUCGUAUUUCUCAGGUUCCGCAUGGAAGUAUGAUGAGUUGACCGACGAAUACUACUUACAUCUUUUCGCUGAGUCUCAGCCAGACUUAAAUUGGGAGAACGAAGAGACCAGAAACGCCAUCUACGCUUCGGCACUCACUUUCUGGUUCGAAAAGGGCAUUGACGGCUUCAGAAUCGACACCGCUGGUAUGUACUCUAAAGUGCAGAGUUUCCCUGACGCUCCAAUCGUGUUCCCAGAUUCCGAGUGGCAGCCAUGCAAAAAGUACCACCAGUCUGGUCCUCGUAUCCACGAGUUCCACAAGGAGAUGUUCGCCAAGGUCACUUCCAAAUAUGAUGCCAUGACUGUGGGUGAGGUUGGCCACUCUACCCGUGAAGAUGCUCUCAAGUACGUGAAUGCCAAGGAGAAGGAGAUGAAUAUGAUGUUCUUGUUCGAUGUUGUUGAAACCGGUUCCAAGCCAGAGGACAGAUUCCGCUAUGAUGGUUUCACAUUGAAGGAUUUUAAGCAAGCUGUCAUCAACAUGAGCUCCUUCACUGAAGGCACGGACGCAUGGUCUACAGUCUUCACCGAGAACCAUGAUCAACCUAGAUCCAUCACUCGCUUCGGAAACGACUCUCCAAAACACAGAUUCAAGUCCGGCAAGAUGUUGGCAACUUUGCAGGCCGCUUUGACCGGUACUUUGUUCAUUUACCAGGGCCAAGAAAUUGGCAUGACAAACGUUCCAAGAUCAUGGCCCAUCGAAGAGUAUUUGGACAUCAACUCCAUCAACUACUACAACCAGUUCAAGGCUGCUCAUCCAGAUGACAAGGAAGCCUUGGAGAAACUUUUGGACACCAUCAACUUAUUAGCUAGAGAUAACGCUAGAACACCUGUGCAGUGGGACGACAGUGACAAUGCAGGCUUCUCCACUGGCAAGCCGUGGAUGAGAGUCAAUGAUAACUACAAGGAGAUCAAUGUCGCGUCUCAAGUGAACGAUAAAACCUCCCUUUUCCACUACUGGAAGAAGGCUUUGGAGGUGAGAAAGGAGUACAAAAACCUUCUCAUCUAUGGUAAACUCAACGUGUUGGACUUUGACAACGAAAAGACCUUCACGUUCACCAAGACACAAAACAAGGAUAUUGCCUACAUUGUCUUGAACUUCACGGAGGAAGACGUGAAGUUUGAAAAAUUAGUCAAGGGAGACUACUCUCUCGUUCUUUCCAAUGUCGACAACGCCGACUCAGACAUUUUAUCUCCUUACGAGGCCAGGGUUUACAUCGUGGAUGAAACUUCCUAA